Tinamus guttatus (white-throated tinamou) is the source of this 902-nucleotide messenger RNA. The record is from RefSeq and is a predicted model, not a curated record. Lineage: Eukaryota; Metazoa; Chordata; Aves; Tinamiformes; Tinamidae.
AUGGCAGGAAGGUCCAAGGGGGUGCUGAGGGCUGGGAGCGCCGUGGGCGAGAGGCUGCGCGAGGCCUUAGGCCUCCAGUGGUGUCUGUGGGCCACGGGCUCAUGGUCCGUCCUGUCCCUGGAGGGUCCUCCUGGGUGCCCUGGGGUUGUGAGGGCUCGUGGGGAGGUGCCGAGCUCGGCUGUGCGGGGCCACCCAGCGCUCGGAGCAGGGACGCGGUUUGGAGGAGCCCAGAGCCUGUCGUCCGGUGCCAAGAAGCCGCGGAGCCGCAGCAUCUUCCAGUCCCUCUUCUGCUGCCUGUGCCACGAUGACACCGAGCCCUUCUCCGUCAACAACAACGCGCCGCUGCUGGUGGAGGAGAACGGCACCGUGCCCAAGGCUGCCAUCAAGCACCUCCUGCCCGAGAUCAAGCCGCAGGACGCCAGCAAGCUGUGCGUGGUCAUCGACCUGGAUGAGACGCUGGUGCACAGCUCCUUCAAGGUGUACGUGCUGAAGCGGCCACACGUGGACGAGUUCCUGCAGCGCAUGGGCGAGCUCUUCGAGUGCGUGCUCUUCACCGCCAGCCUGGCCAAGUACGCUGACCCCGUGGCCGACCUGCUGGAUAAAUGGGGGGCUUUCCGAGCCCGGCUCUUCCGGGAAUCCUGCGUCUUCCACCGGGGCAAUUAUGUGAAGGACCUGAGCCGCCUGGGCCGCGACCUGCGCCGAAUCAUCAUUGUGGACAACUCACCCGCUUCCUACAUCUUCCACCCCGACAACGCGGUGCCCGUGGCCUCGUGGUUCGAUAACAUGGCAGACACGGAGCUGCUGGACCUGCUGCCCUUCUUCGAGAGACUCAGCAAAGUGGAAGACGUUUACACAGUGCUCAAGAAACACCGGACUAACAGCUAGUGCCCCCGGGCGCCGCU